Molecule: messenger RNA, 2082 nt
Organism: Dracunculus medinensis (Guinea worm)
Lineage: Eukaryota; Metazoa; Nematoda; Chromadorea; Rhabditida; Dracunculidae
Source: the annotation of a GenBank genome assembly
AUGUUUCGAUAUUUAUUCAGGCCACGAUUUCUUGUUAGAGAUUAUUCAGCUGCGAAUAUUUAUGGAAGACAUCCAGUUAUUAAACGAAGAACGGUCGGUUUCUUAUUGCGGGUAACGGCUUCACACCAAUCAUUAAACAAGCGAUGUUAUGCGAAAGCCGCCGAUAAACCAGCCGAACAUUUUGAAUUCCAAGCGGAGACAAAAAAUUUGCUCGAUAUUGUCGCGAAAUCACUUUAUUCUGAUCAAGAAGUAUUUAUUAGAGAAUUGAUAUCGAAUGCGAGUGAUGCGUUGGAAAAGCGUCGUUAUUCUCGUCUUAUGGUUGAUGACGAAACAAAUAUUGCAUAUGAAAUUAAAAUUACUACCGACGAAUCUGCUCGACGAUUGAUUAUUGAGGAUAAUGGAAUAGGAAUGGAUAAAAACGAUCUUAUCAACUGUUUAGGAACGAUUGCUAAAUCUGGUUCCAAAGAGUUCGUUGAAAAACAAAAAGCUAUCCAAGAAGGAACUGCGAAAGCUAGUGCUGAUUCAAUUAUUGGUCAGUUUGGAGUUGGAUUCUAUUCAGCUUUUAUGGUUGCAGAAAAAAUUACUGUGGCAACUAAGAAAGAGAAUUCGGAAAUUGGAUAUAUUUGGAAAUGGAAUGGUUUGGAUCAAUAUUCGAUCGAAGAAGACUUGUCGUUGAAUGUUGGUACACGUAUUGAAGUUGAAUUGCGCCCUGGUGAUGCUGCUGAAUUUGCCAAAGGGCAGCGCGUAAUUGACGUUAUCAAUAAGUAUUCUUAUUUCAUUACUGUUCCAAUAUCAGUUAAUGGUGAACGAGUGAAUACAAUGAAUGCUAUUUGGACUAUGAAUCCGAAAGACGUUACCAAUGAAAUGCACGAAACGUUUUUUAAACAGUUAGCUAAAACAUAUUCGCCGCAUCUUAUUAACGAUCGUCCUCAGUUUACAAUCCAUUACAAAAUCGAUGCUCCGAUUAACAUUCGAGCCCUAUUAUAUGUUCCAUCUCAUAAUGUUUCGCAAAUAGAAUUCGCAAGCACUGCGGAAGAUUCAGGCAUCUCUUUAUAUGCCCGAAGGGUUCUUAUUAAGGCUAAUGCUAAGGAGCUUAUUCCUCGUUAUCUGCGUUUUCUUAUUGGUGUUGUUGAUUCUGAAGAUAUUCCACUGAAUCUCAGUCGAGAAAUGCUACAGAUGGAUGCAGUACUUGUGAAACUUCGCCGUGCUUUGACAGAUAAAGUUGUUUCAUUUUUCGUUGGUCAAAUGAAGAAAGAUCGCAUAAAGUAUGAUGAAUUUUAUAAAGGAUAUUCGUUGUUUUUCAAGGAAGGACUUUGUCUAGAACAGGAUCAGAAUAUAAAGGAACAAAUUGGUUCGUUAUUGUUGUUCGAAUCGUCGAAUUUGAAGCAAGGAGUGAAGACAAGUUUGAAAGAAUAUGUUGAAAGAAUGCAGGAAGGACAAAAGGAAAUUUUUUACCUCUUUUCACCGAAUCGUCAACUCGCUGAAAAUUCGCCUUAUUUUGAAAUGUUUAAAUCGCAGAACCGCGAAGUCUUAUUUGCUUAUGAUCCAGCUGAUGAAAUUGUAUUUUUAUCUCUUUCACAAUUCAAUAUGAAACAACUGAAAUCAGUUGAAAAUUGGGCACGAAAUGAGGGUGCUGAUGAAAAAACUUCAACGACAACCACCACCAUACGCGAUGUCGAUAAGAAAGAUCUUUUGGAUUGGAUGAAGGUAACACUUGGUAGCGUUAAGGUUCAUGAUAUUACGUCAUCUAAUCGAGCCAGCGAACAUCCAUGCAUGAUUACUGUGCGUACAGAAAUGAGUGCAGCUCGUCAUCUUCUACGUCUUGGUCAAAUCAAAGACAAAGAGCAUCUUGUUUUUUUACAGCCUACGCUUCAUGUUAAUCUCAAUCAUCCCAUUAUUACUUCAUUAGUUCGCCUUCACAAAACCAAUCCCAAAACUGCUCAGUUAGUUGUUGAACAGAUUUAUGAUAAUGCACUGGUUACUUGCGGAUUAAUGAAAGAUUCGAGCGAAAUGAUAGAUCGCAUCAACAAGUUACUGGCUGAUCUCCUAAAAACUUCAAAAUCAUCAAUCCUUACGCCAUAA